Lactuca virosa is the source of this 2496-nucleotide messenger RNA. The record is from the annotation of a GenBank genome assembly. Lineage: Eukaryota; Viridiplantae; Streptophyta; Magnoliopsida; Asterales; Asteraceae.
CUCUCUCUAACACAAGGAAAGGCAUAACAGUAGCGCCCAUAGUUUUUCUUUAAUCCUUUUAGUAAAGAUCCUAAAUAUAUAUCUCCUUUUCUUGUUCAUGUUUUUUCUUCAACUGGAUUCACUUCUAUAUUUACUUCAUUCGACGAAUCAAGUGUAAGUUUAAUUUCCGCUUUUCUCUCCCUUUAAACUUGCAUUCAUUUGUCAGCGUUUUUACUGUAUAUUUACUUACCCUUUUGUGUUCUUCCUCUGACCUCUAAACCUUUCUUUUUUAAGCUAAUCGUCGAAUCUUUCUUGACAAAUUCCAUCUGUUGUUGUUUUGCCACACUGAAUCUUCAUUCCAAACACAUAUUAGAUGCUCACAUAAAUAGAAUCUUUUCUUGAUUUCAUGAUUCAUCUUUCAACGGAAGAUUGUACUUAUGUUAAAAAAUAUAAGAUGCAAGAACUUCUAUGUGUUUUGUAUUCCGUCAGUGUGUGUGAAUAAUCGACAUGUGAUUUGCAUCAUGGGUUAUGACCUACAAAUAUUAUAUGCUUUUUUUUAAUACUUUGAGUCAUUGUUAAAAGUGAAUCUACUUUAUGAGUAUUUUUUUUUAUAUCUAUGGCUAUGCGUACUUAUGAUAAACAAGAUGUCUUCAAUUAUGAAUUCUCAGAGUUUAUAAAUGAGAAAAUGAUGACGAGUAGCGAGAUCUGAUGAUAUAAACGAUGCCAGACAGCUAUGGUUUGCACUGCAAAUGAUUUAUUAGGGUGGAAAGAUUUUCCGAAGGGUCUUAGAGUUUUGCUCCUUGAUGAAGAUAUCAAUUCUGCAAAUGUAAUAAAAUCAAAACUUGAAGAAAUGGAUUAUGUUGUUUCUGCUUUCUAUAGUGAGAAUGAUGCAUUGUCGGCGAUUUCAGACAAAUCUAAAGGCUUCCAUGUAGCUAUAGUAGAGGUGAGAGCAGGUAACGAAGAUGGAAGGUUUAAGUUUCUUGAAAGGGCGAAAGACUUGCCUACAAUCAUGACUUCAGAUGUGAAUUGCAUCAGUACCAUGAUGAAGUGCAUAGCACUUGGUGCAGUCGAGUUCCUUGAGAAACCAUUGUCCGAAGAUAAACUCCGAAACAUAUGGCAACAUGUGGCUCACAAGGCUUUCAAUGCAGGACCUAAGGAUGAAAAUGAACUGUUGAAAUCCGAGGAAGCUUUGAUUCUUUUGGAAAAAUUGAAGCAAGGAAUGAGGCAUGUUGAUAAUGAAGAUCAAACUAAUCUCUCAACUGAGAAAGAGUUUGUAGAACAUGAUGGUGAGUCCAAAUUCGUCGAAAUUACUUGUGAUGAUCAUUUAGUUGUUGAUAAUGUUAUGGAGACAAACUUCUCCAAGAGUUUGGAAGAGGGAAUCAACAAGCCUUCAAGUAAUGAAUGUUGCCCCGAUCCAAUUGAUGGUAAGAAGCAAAACGAAGUAUCCAAGCAUCCAAUUUCACGUUCUAGUAAAUCUGGUCGAAGAAAGGUCAAGGUAGAUUGGAGUAGUGAACUACACAAGAAAUUCGUACAAGCCGUGGAGCAACUUGGUGUUGAUCAAGCCAUACCUUCACGUAUAUUAGAACUUAUGAAAGUAGAGGGUUUAACAAGGCAUAAUGUCGCAAGUCAUCUCCAGAAAUAUAGAUUACAACGAAGACAUAUUUUGCCCAAGGAAAGUGGCCGAAAAUGGCCUCAAACUAGACACCAUUCAACACCAAGAAACUACUAUCCACAAAAGCCCAUUAUGGCCUACCCUCCUCCAUAUCAUUCUAACCAAGUAUAUCCUACUUGGCCACCUCCACACAGCUACCCUCCUCCACCUCAGACGUGGGGCCCAUCAUAUUAUCCAGCAUGGCAUUCUUCUGUAAGUUGGUUGUGGAAUCCCUAUCCAGAGACACAAGCCGAAACUUGGGGCUGCCCAACCAUCCCAUCUCACCCAUCUUUCCCUCAAAAUGUUUCACAAUUUCAGAGUAACCGAACCAUGCCAAAUAAUUCAUUUGACCAUUAUCCGGGAGAUGAAGUCAUUGACAAGGUGGUGAAGGAAGCAAUAAAUAAGCCAUGGCUGCCAUUGCCUUUGGGCCUCAAACCUCCAUCUACUGAAAGUGUCAUAUCAGAGCUCUCCAAACAAGGGAUCUCAACCGUUCCUCCCAAAAUCAACGGCUGUCAUUGAUGUUGAUCCUGAUGUCAGCCUCUGUACACAAUUGAUGUGUAUGAUCUCAAUAAAUUAACUCUGAUCUUAUACAAUGUUGUUCACGAGAGUUCGAUGAUGUGGUUGUAAAUAGAUCUUGACUAAGCAUUUGAUUCGUGGGCCCACACAUUUUGAAUGUGAGCCCCACAUAUUGUGGGGCGCAUGUUAGUGGUGGUGAAUAACUGGCCAUGUGUAAUAAAGGUUGUACAUCUUUGAAGAGAUGCCUGUGGGUUGGGUUGGGUUGGGUGGGACUAUAAAAGGGACGUGUCAAAAACUCAAAAUGGUCCCAUUUUUCAUCUUAAAGUCUGCUACUUUGAUUUUUCCUGACC